Eublepharis macularius is the source of this 549-nucleotide messenger RNA. RefSeq names its product secretoglobin family 1D member 2-like. NCBI's taxonomy places the organism in Eukaryota, Metazoa, Chordata, Lepidosauria, Squamata, Eublepharidae. Gene Ontology annotation, biological process: signal transduction. The transcript is spliced from 3 exons. The record is from RefSeq and is a predicted model, not a curated record. Gene Ontology annotation, cellular component: cytoplasm. The coding region runs from base 69 to 350 and encodes 93 amino acids.
UGUUCCAGACUGAGUCCUUUGACUGUUGCUCGCUGAGGUUUGGUACGCAACAGACAAUAAUCUCUACCAUGAAGCUGAUGACUGUCCUUCUUCUAGUCACUCUGGCAAUGUGCUGCUAUUCAGCAGCUGGUGCUGAACCUUGCCCAAUUCUCAUCGAUAUUCUCACCCAGUUCCUUUUUGCCCCUGAGCAACAAUACAUGGAGACCAUUGCUCCUUUUGCACCCUCACGUGAGAUGAAGCAAGCUGUUUCUGACCUGAAGCAAUGUGCUCUUAAACUUCCAAUCGAUGUUCUUCUAGCAAAAGGCCGAGUUCUGACAAACGUCCUGGCCAAGUGUUCAGAGAUGUCGUAAUUCCACCAACUAACAGAAGAAUUCAUCACAAUCAUAGCUAUUGAUUGGUUGUGAUACACUUUCAUUAAUCUUUAUCCUGCACAAAAACAUCAUGUUCUUUGCUGCUUAAAUGAUUCUGCUUUUCAAGGUUUGGAAUCUGUAGAGGCUUCUUUUAAUUCACUUUCUGUCCUCUUACUAAAUAAAAAGCAAACUACUAGUU